Molecule: messenger RNA, 213 nt
Organism: Sphenostylis stenocarpa
Lineage: Eukaryota; Viridiplantae; Streptophyta; Magnoliopsida; Fabales; Fabaceae
Source: the annotation of a GenBank genome assembly
AUGGCUCCAUCACUCAAAUUCUCUAUUUUCUCAGCUUGUGUUUUGGUUCUGUGUGUGGUGGUUGCUGCUCAAUAUGGAGAUGAUGGUGGAUCAGGCUAUGGCUCUGACAUGCCCAACAUGAAUAUGGGUCCUUCAACUCAGCACUCAAGUUCUAAGGAAGCAUUGCUGCUAUUCACAUCGUUCGCUGUAAAUUGUCCUCUGGGGACAUCAUAG